Penicillium maclennaniae is the source of this 1125-nucleotide messenger RNA. Its product is annotated as Gfo/Idh/MocA family protein. The transcript is spliced from 3 exons. Bases 1 to 1125 code for a protein of 374 amino acids. NCBI's taxonomy places the organism in Eukaryota, Fungi, Ascomycota, Eurotiomycetes, Eurotiales, Aspergillaceae. Gene Ontology annotation, molecular function: nucleotide binding. The record is from RefSeq and is a predicted model, not a curated record.
AUGCUCAACUCAAUCGCAACAGUGUUUGUCCGCGAUCUUCUGCGUGAUCCCAAGGCUCGAGAUGCUUCGGAUGUCGCCCACAAGGUCGUCGCCGUUGCCUCGUCCUCUUCCAAGGACAAGGCCAACAAGUUCAUCUCAACCGUCGGCAUCCCCACUCCCUGCGCCGCCUACGCGACUUACCAGGAGCUUGUCGCGGAUCCCAAUGUCGACGUGGUUUAUGUUGCUACCCCCCAUUCUCACCAUUAUCAAAAUGUGAUGCUGUGCUUGGAGGCGGGCAAGAAUGUCCUCUGCGAGAAGGCCUUCACUGUCAACGCUGCACAGACUAAGAUCCUCUGCGAGACCGCGGGCAAGAAGAACCUCUUCUUGAUGGAGGCUGUCUGGACACGCUACUUCCCACUCAGUGUUCAGAUCCGCGAGCUAAUUCAGAAGGGCGAAAUUGGUGAGGUGCUGCGCACUGUUGCUGACACCAGCUUCGGCGAUGACGUCGAGGAGAAAUGGGGAAGUCAGCACCGCAUGGUCAACCCUGAUCUGGCUGGGGGUGCUCUUUUGGACUUGGGCAUCUACUCCCUCACCUGGGUCUUCCAGACCCUCUACCACACCCUGCCUCGAGACCAGAGAAAAGCACCGACUGUCGCUUCACAGAUGACCCCUUAUCAUCUCACCGGUGCCGACGAGUCCACCACGAUCCUGCUAAGCUUCCCCACCAGCACACCCUCCAAUGGCCCGCAUCCGCACCGCUCGCAGGGUGUUGCCAUGACCAAUAUCCGUGUUGCGGGUGACCCCGAUGAGCAGGGCACCGCCGGUCCCAAUAUUCGUAUCCAGGGCACCAAGGGCGAGAUUCAGGUUUUUGGAAACCCCUUCCGCCCAAAGAGCUUCCGUCUUAUCCCAAAGAAGGGCCUCGGCGAAGUUCGGACUGUGGAGGGCUCAUUCCCUGCUGAGGGCCAUGGUAUGUAUUGGGAGGCGGACGAGGUUGCUCGCUGCCUGAGGGAUGGCAAGCUGGAGAGCGAGGGUCUGCCGUGGGAAGAGAGCAUCGUCAUCAUGGAGGUCAUGGAUGAGGUGCGCAAGCAAGGCGGUUUGACUUAUCCCCAGUCGAUUGAGUCGACGGAGUAUCCGCUACAGCUGUAG